UCAACAAGGCAGAGUAAGAGAAAGGCAACGCAAGAAGCAGCAGAGAAGACCAAGACUGCCGCAAAGGUCCAAGCCAGGAAAAGAGCAAAAAAGGCUUCCCUUUCAUUCCUCCCAAGCUCCGACGAGGCCGAAAAUGCUCCAAAUCGACUUGGAAACCUUCCACGAGAGAUCUUCGACGAAAUCACGUCCCUACUAGAGCCCGAUGCAUUGACCUGCCUGAGUCUCACCUGCAAACCGAUUCUGAACGUUGUGGGAAGAAAACCGUGGACCGAAUGUCACACCAAACGCCAGGUUUAUUACGACCGGACCUCCAAUUUCCGACGAAGAUUGAUCCCUCUCCUCCAUCGCGACGCACCACAUAUGAUCUUCUGUGCUUGGUGCAACACUUUACAUCCUCCACUCAAGCCGCCGCGCGAACACAGAAAAACAAAGUUGACAAAACACUGCUUCGGGCAAUGGAGUACCAUUGACUACCUGAAAGGGUACAGCCUCCUUUGGGAGCAUAUCGAGGAGGCUCGCGAGAACUUGGUCCUUGAAUCUACGGACGAGAUUGGUUUUCCCAUGGAGCUUUUGAGUGGGAAUUAUACCGUGCAACACGAACGGCUCAACUACACCUUGACCUCCUCUGGACGCCAAAUCGGGGAGAACUUGAUCCUCAAACAUCAACACAUCUUCCGUGGUAUUAAGGCUCAAUCCCCUCUUCAAAUGAAAAAUAUUAUGGCUCUCCCAGUUCGCCUGUGCCCACAUCAAACCACCAGCACCGACAAACCAGAACCAAAUCGCUACACGAAUGGUCGCCUUCCAAGUGGCCUUUUGACCCAUUCCAUUUCAAGAGAAAUCCCGUCUUCGCUUCGGGCAGGUUUGCCGUCCCCCCACUUGUUCAGGGACGCCACGUCCAGUGAAAAGAGACAGAUGGAUUCCGCUGUUCCUGGCACCAAGGCUUUGUGGACUUGUCGAGGUUGUCCAACGAAAUGGCAUGUCCAAUACACCGGCGCAGGUGGUCGGGAGUUGAAAAUUACGGCAUGGCAUAGCUUUGGAGAUACUGAAUACCACGCACGGCAGUAUUGGAAGAUGCUUGUGAGGAGAGAGGUAGCAAAUUUGGGAGAUGAAAAGAGGAACAGUGAAUUUUUCUCGACUACUAAGCAAUAUCUGGAUUUU
Messenger RNA from Mollisia scopiformis, 1158 nucleotides. RefSeq lists its product as uncharacterized. The transcript has a single exon. Gene Ontology annotation, molecular function: protein binding. The annotation marks the transcript as partial. Lineage: Eukaryota; Fungi; Ascomycota; Leotiomycetes; Helotiales; Mollisiaceae. The record is from RefSeq and is a predicted model, not a curated record.